AAAAAAAACCGUCCUCUCCUCUCCUGGUGCCCAUGGUGGAGACCAGCAGCAGCUUCCCCACCCAGGACAAGGCUUAGUCUCCACUUGCUGACAUCUUAGUCUCCUAUUCAUCCUGCAAGACCCUGUUCACGUCACUGCCCCCAGGAAGUCACCCAUGUUCCUUCCAGCAAGGACGGUCCUCUCUCUUCUGAACCUCCACAUCUAUCUUACGACUCUCAGUGCCAAGCACUAGGAAUGGCACAGACUAAGUGUCGAUUCAUGUUUAUUAAACUAUACAGAUUAACACUGCAAUUUUCCAGAUGAGGAAACUGAGACCCAAAGAGAGACAGCAACUGGCCUAGGGCCACCAGCAUGCAGAUGCCUGCCAUGAUGUCUCUGCUUCUUGUGUCUGUGGGCCUCAUGGAAGCACUUCAGGCCCAGAGUCACACCAUCACACACCGAGACCUCUUCUCUCAAGAGAUGCCGCUGGACAUGGCCCUGACCUCCUUUGAUGACCAGUACGCUGGCUGUGCCACCGCCAUGACAGCUGCUCUCCCGGAUCUCAACCACACGGAGUUUCAGGCCAACAAGGUAUAUGCAGACGGCUGGGCACUAGCAAGCAGCCAAUGGCAGGAGCGCCAGGCCUGGGGUCCAGAAUGGAGCCUCAGCCCUACCAGUUCACCUCCGCCACCUCCAGGCUUCCGCAAUGAGCAUGGGGUGGCCCUCCUGGCCUACACAGCCAACAGCCCCCUGCACAAGGAGUUCAACGCAGCGGUGCGUGAGGCAGGCCGCUCCCGGGCCCACUACCUCCAACACUUCUCCUUUAAGACACUCCAUUUCCUGCUGACUGAGGCCCUGCAGCUGCUGGGAAGGAGGCAGCGUCCACCCCGGUGCCACCAGGUGUUUCGAGGCGUGAACGGCCUGCGCUUCCGACCAGCAGGGCCUAGGGCCACCGUGAGGCUGGGGGGCUUUGCCUCCGCUUCCCUGAAGAAUGUUGCAGCCCAGCAGUUUGGUGAGGACACCUUCUUUGGCAUCUGGACCUGCCUUGGGGCCCCUAUCAAGGGCUACUCCUUCUUCCCUGGAGAGGAAGAGGUGCUGAUCCCCCCCUUUGAGACCUUCCAAGUGAUCAAUGCCAGCAGACCAGCCCAGGGGCCCGCCCGCAUCUACCUCCGGGCCCUGGGCAGGCACAGCACUUACAACUGCGAGUACAUCAAAGACAAGAAGUGCAAGUCUGGGCCUUGCCAUCUGGAUAAUUCAGCCAUGGGGCAAAGCCGCUUCUCUGCAGUCUGGGCUCUGCUGCUACUGCUCUGGUUCCUCACGGUGAGGCCCUUUCCAGAUGCUCCAGGCUUCCCUUAAUGCAUGAGACACAGGACAGCCUUGCCCACCAUCUCUGCCCAGCUUGAGGAUGUUGGCCAUGUGUGCUUUCAGUGUAACCAAGAUUCCUGGCAACCCCAUCUGCAAGGAACUCCAGGACCUUCUCUGGUAGCUGUCAGACCUGCUGGGGGAGAAACAGGAGACACUCUGGGGACUGAACUUACCCAGGGCUCUAGGAGUGAGACUCUGAAUAAUGGGUUGGG
Molecule: messenger RNA, 1556 nt
Organism: Cebus imitator (Panamanian white-faced capuchin)
Lineage: Eukaryota; Metazoa; Chordata; Mammalia; Primates; Cebidae
Gene: ART1
Product: ADP-ribosyltransferase 1
Exons: 5
Coding region: 352-1335 (327 amino acids)
Molecular function (GO): NAD+ poly-ADP-ribosyltransferase activity; NAD+-protein-arginine ADP-ribosyltransferase activity
Source: RefSeq, a predicted model, not a curated record